CAUAUCUAUACCCUGUUAAUACGGUAAAUUAAGCAAAAUGGGUCCCUAUGCCUUGCUAAAACCACUUAAAAAUGGUCACUACAAGAGAAUAGUGGAGGCAAAACCUCCACAAAUAUUCGAACAAUGUAGAAUGUGUAUGGAUUCUUCAUUAAACCGCGAAGAAGGUAAGAAAUUUACAAUUUUUGUGUUUACACAUUUCCAUUUUAUGACAAAAAAUCUUCCAGAAGUUGUUGAGAUUACACAUAAGGAUACAUCCAUAUACACCGAUUCUUCCGCAGAAGUUUUCGAGGAAUCUGAUAAUGCUAUAUUCUAUAAACUAUACACCCAAAACGUAGAAAUCAGAGAUUCUCAAGAAGCAGAACCUGAGAGCUCUGAGGUGGAGCAGCAAGACUCCGAAGUUAGUAUGGUUGAUUCAAAUAUAUCUAGUCAACUUGUGCAAAAUUUGGAAAACAGUGGUAUCACUCAUGAAAGCUAUCUAACCAGAUCAGAAAGUUCUAUUGAAAAUGAACGACUAUCACGAUUUGGAAACGUUGCCGUUGAUGUGGAAUCAGAAUCUUUAUUCAGAGGCGAAGGUGUUCCUACAUUGUUUUAUACCAAGAGCAGAGUUAAGGCAGCUUUGUUGUUCCUUAGCAUAGAUUAUGAAAUGCAAGUUGUCUACAUGAGCAAAAAGAGUAUAUCGAGAUUCUUCCCUGUAAAACUUGUACAGAGAAUUGUCACUAGCCCUGAUAUCAUACAGGAAGAAUUCAAAGAACACUUGAAAAAUGAUCCCUUGACGAAACUAGAGUGUAUGGUUCUAUUUAAUGCUACCAAUUUUACUGAUGCUGUUGCGGUUCAAUUUUCUCAUGAAAAGAUCAGGGACAGAUUUGUGCAAGAGAUUAAAAAUAUCAAAAAAUUGAUAAAACAGUAUUAA
Molecule: messenger RNA, 910 nt
Organism: Theileria equi strain WA
Lineage: Eukaryota; Apicomplexa; Aconoidasida; Piroplasmida; Theileriidae
Exons: 3
Coding region: 38-910 (290 amino acids)
Source: RefSeq, a predicted model, not a curated record